Molecule: messenger RNA, 1386 nt
Organism: Procambarus clarkii (red swamp crayfish)
Lineage: Eukaryota; Metazoa; Arthropoda; Malacostraca; Decapoda; Cambaridae
Source: RefSeq, a predicted model, not a curated record
AUGACGCUGGUGGGUGCAAGAGACUUUGAUGUGAUAUACAAUGUAGACUUUGAUGCGAUAUACAAUGUAGACUUUGAUGCGAUAUACAAUGUAGACUUUGAUGCGAUAUACAAUGAAGACUUUGAUGCGAUAUACAAUGUAGACUUUGAUGCGAUAUAUAAUGAAGACUUUGAUGCGAUGUACAAUGUAGACUUUGAUGCGAUGUACAAUGUAGACUUUGAUGCGAUAUACAAUGAAGACUUUGAUGCGAUAUACAAUGAAGAUUUUGAUGCGAUAUACAAUGAAGACUUUGAUGCGAUGUACAAUGUAGACUUUGAUGCGAUAUACAAUGAAGAUUUUGAUGCGAUAUACAAUGUAGACUUUGAUGCGAUAUACAAUGUAGACUUUGAUGCGAUAUACAAUGAAGAUUUUGAUGCGAUAUACAAUGAAGACUUUGAUGCGAUGUACAAUGUAGACUUUGAUGCGAUAUACAAUGAAGAUUUUGAUGCGAUAUACAAUGUAGACUUUGAUGCGAUAUACAAUGUAGACUUUGAUGCGAUAUACAAUGUAGACUUUGAUGCGAUAUACAACGUAGACUUUGAUACGAUAUACAAUGUAGACUUUGAUGCGAUAUACAAUGAAGACUUUGAUGCGAUAUACAAUGUAGACUUUGAUGCGAUAUAUAAUGAAAACUUUGAUGUGAUAUACAAUGUAGACUUUGAUGCGAUAUACAAUGAAGACUUUGAUGUGAUAUACAAUGUAGACUUUGAUGCGAUAUACAAUGAAGACUUUGAUGCGAUAUACAAUGUAGACUUUGAUGCGAUAUAUAAUGAAAACUUUGAUGCGAUAUACAAUGUAGACUUUGAUGCGAUAUACAAUGUAGAUUUUGAUGCGAUAUACAAUGUAGACUUUGAUGCGAUAUACAAUGUAGACUUUGAUGCGAUAUACAAUGUAGACUUUGAUGCGAUAUACAACGUAGACUUUGAUUCGAUAUACAAUGUAGACUUUGAUGCGAUAUACAAUGUAAACUUUGAUGCGAUAUACAAUGUAGACUUUGAUGCGAUAUACAAUGAAGACUUUGAUGCGAUAUACAAUGUAGACUUUGAUGCGAUAUAUAAUGAAAACUUUGAUGCGAUAUACAAUGUAGACUUUGAUGUGAUAUACAAUGAAGACUUUGAUGCGAUAUACAAUGAAGACUUUGAUGCGAUAUAUAAUGAAGACUUUGAUGCGAUAUACAAUGAAGACUUUGAUGCGAUAUACAAUGAAGACUUUGAUGCGAUAUACAAUGUAGACUUUGAUGCGAUAUACAAUGAAGACUUUGAUGCAAUAUACAAUGUAACUCCCGUCAUCAAAAGGUGCGGGCAAGACAGUGCUACAACUCAUCAAGACGAGCCUGCAUGCAUUUAA